AUGGCGAGUCGGAAGCUCAAGCCUUACUUUCAAGCGCACCCCAUCAAAGUCCUAACCGGACAACCACUUCGAAAGAUCAUUGAGAGCAGAAAUCAUUCGAGCCGAAUGACUGAUUGGGCGAAUCAGUUUGCUGACUUCGGGUUAGAGUUCAAGCCACGAAGAGCAAUCAAGGCCCAGGCCCUUGCUGAUUCCAUCACCGAAUGUGCAACCCGACCCCCGGUCGGUUCACAAGAAGAAUGGGUACUGCAGGUCGAUGGUUCCUCCACGAAAAAUGGUUGUGGGGCAGGACUGGUCAUCAAACCCCCGGUCGGAGAUAAAAUUGAAUACGCUGUUAAGUUCGAGUUCCUCGGAUCCAACAACGAAGCUGAAUAUGAAGCCCUUAUCCUCGAGUUAGAGCUUUGCAUCCUGGCCGGAGCAACAUCGAUCGUAGCGAAAUCCGACUCACAGCUCAUUGUGGGUCAGGUUUCAGGAGAAUAUGAGGCCAAGGAAGAUAACAUGAGAAUGUACUUGGCCAAAGCUCGAGCUGUUAUUGGAAAGCUGUCCGGAUUUCAAAUUACCCAUAUACCCCGCUCGAAAAAUCAACAGGCCGACACUUUGGCUCGGAUGGCCAGCUCCGCUGAGGGGUCGGCCCCUCGGACUAUAACGUGGGAAGUGCUGAAGGAACCCAGCAUAAAUGCCAAAGAGCAACUCGUCCUCAAUCGUUCCUCGGACUGGAUGGACGAAAUUGUGGAGUAUUUACGAGACGAGACCCUGCCUAAUGACCCUAAAGAAGCUGAACGGGUCAAGCAUAAGUCAGGCUGGUUCCUAUGGCAUGAAGGGCAGCUCUACAAAAAGUCUUUCACUCAUCCCCUUCUCAAGUGUGUAUCCCCCGAGGAAGGAAACUACAUCCUUAGGGAAAUACACCAAGGAGCCUGUGGGAGCCAUCAAGGGGGGGAGAACAAUAGCCGGAAAGGCCUUACAAGCCGGGUAUUACUUGCCCACUUUGAAGUCAGAUGCCUCAGAUCUUGUCCGACGAUGUCCCUCUUGCCAGAUCCACUCGGACAUACCAUGAGCACCUGCCACUCCCCUCACCACGAUUCAAGCAGUGUUACCCUUCGACAAAUGGGGCAUGGACUUACUCGGUCCUUUUCCCCCAGUGUCAGGACAAAGGAAGUUCUUGAUCGUGCCAUCUACGAUUUUACCAAAUGGACAGAGGCCGAGCCGCUAGCAUCGAUAACCAAUAAGCAGGUCCAGAUGUUCAUUUGGAGAAACAUCAUCACUAGGUUCAGAAUUCCAAGGGCUCUAGUAUCGGACAACGGCAGGCAAUUUAAUAGUGGCCCGACUCGAGAUUACUGCGCUCGAUUCGGCAUUCAGACAAGGUUUUCAGCCGUCUCCCGACCCCAAACCAAUGACCAAGCCGAGUCGGCCAACAAAAUCAUCUUGAAGGGAAUCAAGAAAUCCCUUGACGCAGCUAAAGGGCAUGGGUAG
Beta vulgaris subsp. vulgaris (sugar beet) is the source of this 1467-nucleotide messenger RNA. RefSeq lists its product as uncharacterized. Lineage: Eukaryota; Viridiplantae; Streptophyta; Magnoliopsida; Caryophyllales; Amaranthaceae. Gene Ontology annotation, biological process: DNA integration. Gene Ontology annotation, molecular function: nucleic acid binding; RNA-DNA hybrid ribonuclease activity. The coding region runs from base 1 to 1467 and encodes 488 amino acids. The record is from RefSeq and is a predicted model, not a curated record. The transcript has a single exon.